Brugia malayi is the source of this 1182-nucleotide messenger RNA. RefSeq lists its product as uncharacterized. Bases 1 to 1182 code for a protein of 393 amino acids. Lineage: Eukaryota; Metazoa; Nematoda; Chromadorea; Rhabditida; Onchocercidae. Gene Ontology annotation, biological process: steroid biosynthetic process. The transcript is spliced from 7 exons. Gene Ontology annotation, molecular function: 3-beta-hydroxy-Delta5-steroid dehydrogenase (NAD+) activity. The record is from RefSeq and is a predicted model, not a curated record.
AUGGAAUAUCAUCGUGUGUGUAUUGUUGGUGGUGGUGGAUAUUUUGGACAGCAUAUUGCUCGAGAAUUACAGGAACAAAGCUUUCAUACUGUAAUAUUGGACAUUAAUUUUUGUGAUAUACCAGUGGUGAAACUAAAUGAAUCACUUACAACUCGAAUAAAAGGUUCAUUAUUGGAUGCAAAUGUAUUGGAUCAAGCGUUACGUGGUUGUGUUGCAUGCUUUCAUAUUGCUGCUUAUGGUAUGAGUGGUGGUGCUUCCUUGGAUAAAGAAAUGAUAUACUUAAUUAAUGUUACUGGCACUAAACAAGUAUUAGAACAUUGUCGCAUUAAUGGUGUAAAAAGGUUUAUUUUUGCAAGUUCUGUAGCUGUCAUUUUUACCGAUGAGGAACUACAUGACGCUGAUGAAUUAACUCCAUAUCCACAUCCAUCCAAGUAUUAUUCAUACUAUGCAGCAUCUAAAGCAGUAGCUGAGAAAUUUGUAGUAAAUAGUAACUGCGACACAUUAAAAACGUGUGCUCUCCGAUACCGUGGAAUAUACGGUCCGGCAGAACCACGAACCGUAAAAAGAACAGUGGACAUGUGCAAACGUGGUUUACUCAUUGCAACUUUUCCUAAAUUCCACGAAACUACCACUCAGUAUAGUGGAAUUGGAAAUAGUACUAGAGCUAUGAGAUUAGCUGAAGAUGCCUUACGAAGAGGUAUUGCAUGUGGCAAAGUGUAUAACAUUGUUGAUGGUGGUCCACCUGUUGGAUCAUUUAGUUUUUGGUUCCCACUUAUUAGAGCAUUUAACAAACCACUUCCCAUGUUCAAAAUACCAUAUACAUUAGUGAUAUGCUUGGCUAUAUUAUUCGAAUACCUCUAUCGCUAUUUUGGUCUAGAACCAUUAUUUACCAGACUUGAAGUGAAUCUUGUAUCAAUUACCAAUACUUAUUCUAUUAGACAAGCUCAACAUGAUCUCGGCUAUAAGCCAAUUCAAAAUCAUGAUCUUAAUGACGUGAUACGUUAUUAUCAAAUAGCCAACAAUAAUAACAAUCGAAAAAAUGAAAAUGAUAACAAAAUUGUAAUUUCAACAAUAUCAUCCGAAAAGAAACAUUUAAAUUUUGUUCUGUUAAAUGGUAUCAGUUUCAUCUUACUUAUGCUAAUUGUAUUCCUUUUUUGGAUUGCUAGUGCAUUAUUUUUAUAA